Symbiodinium sp. CCMP2592 is the source of this 639-nucleotide messenger RNA. The record is from the annotation of a GenBank genome assembly. Lineage: Eukaryota; Dinophyceae; Suessiales; Symbiodiniaceae.
AUGAGUGGCACCGUCGAGUUGCCGCCGGAAGAGUCGACCCUUCUGCGGGCAUCACGAGGGCUUGGUGUUGCCUUUUGGGCUGUGGCGAUAGCCAACGGCCUAUACAUGAUAUUCACACUGCGAUCGCAGAGCUUCUGGCCGGGUCUCCACAACCUUUGUGCGGGCCUCCUCCUAGUUCUCGUGGCAUCUGCUUCGGGCGUGUGGGAGGUGAAGGCCAUGCGAUCACGGCUGGAUGAAAGCGAAGGCCGGUGCCUGAAGGUUGGCCGUGAGUUCUUCCUGGCCGGCAUGUACUUCGUUGUUGCUGGCUUUCUGAGCUCGCCUUCCACCGCCUCCGAGCCUCAGGAGUCAGCAGAAGUAUUGGGCCGUAUACUUUGCGUUUUCGGCUGGUUGCUGGCGCUGCUUCGCGUGCUGCUGACGGUAAUCCCAUGUAUGGCCCGCCGGGGCGCGGAGAACGAGACCGCAGAGCCGUUCAGGACAGAGCCAUCCGCAGAGCCAUCUGCAGAGCCGCGGACGGAACCGCGAACGACGCGGUCGGAAGGAGAGCAGGAGCAGCCUCGCGAGGCACGUACUGUGUCCACUCCGUCAGGGCUGUGCCCCGACGUGCCAAGGUACGAUCCCAAGGAGUCUGGCCAGCGGUGA